Molecule: messenger RNA, 1966 nt
Organism: Carya illinoinensis
Lineage: Eukaryota; Viridiplantae; Streptophyta; Magnoliopsida; Fagales; Juglandaceae
Exons: 3
Coding region: 506-1747 (413 amino acids)
Source: RefSeq, a predicted model, not a curated record
UUUUGGGUAUAAAUAUUAUUGUGUUUCUGGGAAGUUCUGAUUUUGGAUUUGGAACCCAAUUUGAUUGAGUCUCCGUUUGUUUGCUGAGAAAACGGAGGAAAAGGAUAGGAAAUCCUCUGCCUUUAAAACAUUUUUUCUGUUAGCAUUAUUUUGCUGUUUGUCUGUACCUUAGAUGAUUAAUAUAAAAAACCUGAGCAGAAAUUAUAUUGAGCUUACUCAGUGAAAUUUUAUCUUUUUAAAUUAUCAACGAGAAUCUUGAAAUUUGAUAUUCUGAAUUCUCGUGCAUUUUCUGAGCAGCCAAACAUAGCAGAACUUAAGUUUCAUUUAAUUUUCUGAUAUAUAUGUGUCGUGUGUGUUGUGAGUGAAUGUCAUGUGUUUGUUCUUCUCUGGUCUCUUGUAUUCUCUGUUAAAUUACAGGAGCUACAGGUGUAUUUAUUCUUGAUACUCUGUUUGGCUACAGGAGCCACAGGUGGAUUUCUCUAUUAAAAGAGUAAACCUACCGGUGAUGAGGUUCAAGAAAGGGAGUAAAGUGGAAGUAUUGUGCAAAAAGGAGGUACCUUCAGGCUCCUGGCGUUGUGCUGAGAUCAUCUGUGUUAACAGUCACAACUACACUGUCAGAUAUGAUGGCCGCAAGGUUGCCAAUUGUGGGAUCUUUGUAGAGAGCGUAUCCAGAAAGGCCGUUAGGCCUUGCCCUCCUCCACUUGAAGUUUCUGAGAACUGGGUUGCUGGUGAUGUUGUGGAGGUGUUUGACAACUUUUCCUGGAAAAUGGCAACUGUUUCACAGGUUUUGAGGGAAAAUCACUUUCUAGUCAGGUUGCUUGGAUCCUCUCUGGAAUUUGAAGUCUUCAAGUUUGACAUCCGGGUUAGACAGUCUUGGCAAGAUGACAAAUGGGUUGUGAUCGGAAAGGGUUCUGGCUCUUUUGAAGGUGAAAAACGUGAUAAAACUUCAACUCUGAAGUGCAAGCUAAAAUUAAGCUUUCAGAAUAAAAGCACAAGGACAAAUCAACGUGUAAAAGAUGAUCAUUUCCCUGUUAAGAACAGAUUUAAUUUCCAGGAGUCCCAUGUUGUUUCUUCCAAAACUUUGAAGAGAGCGUCACCCUAUUGCUAUUCUCAAGCUGAAGAGUAUACUGGAGUUUCCCUGAAAUUUAGAGCAACAGAAAAAGAAGGCAGGUGCCACCGAGUGGAGGCUGCUAAUUCGUCCACUCUGCCCCUGCAGGUAGAUGCUGUUGCUUUCCCGAGAAACAUGCAGGGUGAAAACUUCAAAAAUGCUUCCCCUAACAACAGAACAACUGGCAUUCCUGAAGUGGAUGUUGCAACGAGGAGACAAACUGGCACUGUGGGGUGUUCAUUUGCAAACUUAGAAUCAAAUUUUGCUGAUGAUGUUACAUGCUCUGUUGGUAGUUGUAGCAUUACUAGCAACAGUUCCUAUAAGGUGCCCCAUAAUGUUUCUACAGGUUGUAUUAAGGAUGGUGAUUGUCAUUUUAGUGAUGCUGAAUCCUCUUUUUGGUGGAAAUAUGAGGAAGGAAAUUGUCUCCUUCCUACAAAAGGGGAACUAGCAGCUGAAAUACAUAGGUUAGAGUUGCAUGCCUACCGUUGCACUAUAGAGGCAUUGCAUGCAUCAGGACCUUUAAGUUGGGAACAAGAGGAAUUGAUGACAAAUCUUCGUCUUUCACUCCAUAUAUCGAAUGAUGAACAUUUAAUGGAGCUAAGAAACUUAAGUUCUUCUCCCUGCAUUCGAAUUAGAUGACAAGAAAAUCUGGGAAACUUUUUUUUUUUUUUUUCAUUUUUACUUUCUUCGUCUACUGUAGGAUCUAAUAAACAUUUGUUUUAAUGGCCUCACUUCAUUGUAAGAAGCAAGAUGAGAUAUUUCCCAUUUUUGUUUUGUUUUGGUUUUAUAAUAAAGAGUGGUCUAGUUUGAAGUGUAUGUACCACAAACUAUGCCAAGUAAUAAAUGUUUCUAUGAUCA